Molecule: messenger RNA, 514 nt
Organism: Dermatophagoides pteronyssinus (European house dust mite)
Lineage: Eukaryota; Metazoa; Arthropoda; Arachnida; Sarcoptiformes; Pyroglyphidae
Product: L-cystatin-like
Cellular component (GO): vesicle; cytoplasm
Molecular function (GO): cysteine-type endopeptidase inhibitor activity
Source: RefSeq, a predicted model, not a curated record
AAUUUGAUCCAUUUUCCAUCAUACAUCCACCUUACACAUUCUCUUACCUGAUUGAAUCAUUGAAUAAUUCCUGUUUUGAACUAGCUGAGAAAAACCUGUGUUUUUUUGUUUGAAAAAAAUGGCAAAAUUAUUGUUUACCACUAUUUUGAUAAUAUCAAUGGCCGCUGUCUUCGUAUACAGUGCAAGUAUUGUUGGUGAUUUUCGAAAAUUGGACGUAAAUGAUGAACAACUUCAUCAAUCAUUAUCACAUUUGGAAAGACAAAUGGAUAAUCGUAUCAAUUCAAAUACUGUACAUCGUAUUGCUAAAAUACGUAAUGCUGAAUAUAAAGUUGUUUCCGGUAUUGAAUAUCGUGCUUUGUUUGAAUUUGGUGAAACUGAUUGUCAAAAAUCCGAUCAUCGUGAUAUUGAAUCAUGUCAAUUUACUGGUUAUAAUUUAAUCUGUAAUGCAACAACUAUUGAACAAUCUUGGUUACAUAAAAGUUCAUUGAUUGAUUUUUUUUGUGAAAAUUAAUUA